Messenger RNA from Photinus pyralis (common eastern firefly), 1515 nucleotides. RefSeq names its product farnesyl diphosphate synthase 2-like. Gene Ontology annotation, biological process: trans, trans-farnesyl diphosphate biosynthetic process. Gene Ontology annotation, molecular function: (2E,6E)-farnesyl diphosphate synthase activity; dimethylallyltranstransferase activity. Gene Ontology annotation, cellular component: cytoplasm. Bases 16 to 1245 code for a protein of 409 amino acids. The transcript has 5 exons. Lineage: Eukaryota; Metazoa; Arthropoda; Insecta; Coleoptera; Lampyridae. The record is from RefSeq and is a predicted model, not a curated record.
AAAAAUGCAAUAAAAAUGACCUUCGUAUUUAUGCACUUUCUCAUCUGUACAUUACAUAGGUACCUACGUCGACUAAAAUUGCAUGCCACAGUCCUGAAAAAUAAAUUUGCAAUAAAUAAUACCCUCGGUUUCAUUUUGAGAGGUGGCAAUCAAGUUAGCAACGCAUCGUCUGUAACAAAUGGAAUAAUUUCAACAAAUGCAAGCAAUGCAACUGCGCAUUGGUUCUCCGAAAGUGAACGUAACGAUUUUGUUUCUGUAUAUCCCUAUUUGGCUGAAGACCUCACGAAAAGUCCACUGUGCGACGACACAAUAGUCAUGGAUCGAAUACGUCAGCUGCUUACACAUAACUUAACGCACGGAAAGAAACUUGUUGGUCUAUCUACUUUACUUCUCUAUAAAUCAAUAGAACACGAGCACAACCUCACCGAACACAACGUUCGUUUGGCUAAUAUCAUGAGUUGGUGCUUACAGAUGUUGCACACCUCCUUUGUCCUUACGGAUGAUAUGAUAGAUUCGUCGAAAACUCGUCGUGGGAUGCCCUGUUGGUAUUUAUUAGAGGACGUAGGCAGUACAGCAAUAAACGAUGCAACCUGGCUUGCAAGUGCAAUUUGUACAAUUCUGAAAAAGUACUUCCACAACCAUAAUCAUUAUGUUCAAAUACUUGAAUCAUUUAAAAAGUUACAAAAAGAGACCAUACUUGGGCAGAUAAUCGAUGAAAUUUAUACAGGAAACAGGGUAGUUAAUUUACUGAAUAACAGGACAUACACCACAAUCAUGAAAUACAAGACCGCCACCCCGUGCCAAGCUCCCAUAACAUUUGCUCUGCAUCUAACUGGAAGAAAUGAUGAACUACUAUACAAUAAAGGUAGUAAAAUUCUCGGAGAAAUGGGACAUUACAUUCAAGUGCAGAACGACUAUUUUGAUUGUUUUGAAGAUCCAACCAUAACGGGCAAGAAGGGGUCAGAUAUUGAAGGGGGCAAAUGUACUUGGCUAAUUGUAGAUGCCAUGGAACGGUCAUCCUCAUCACAAAGACAUAUUUUAGAAGAACAUUAUGGUAAAAAAAAUCCUGAAAGUGUCAAAGCCGUUCGUAAUCUGUAUGAAACUCUUCAACUGCGUAAGCAAUAUAAAGUGUACGAAGAUGAAUUUAAAACACGUAUACGUACAUAUAUUGAAGAAGUGCCAAUUAACGCAACGCGUGAAGUAUUCUACAAGAUAUUGAAUAGUAUUGGCAAAAAGACUUCAUAAGUUCCAUCACAUAUUCAAUUGAAGUUGUUUUUUUCAUCAACGUAAUAAAACCAUUCAUUGCUUUCACAUAGUGUACGUGUAUGUGUUUGAAAAACCAUAUAGGAUCGAUGUAGACAGGUAAACAUAUGUACUAUUAUAUAGUAUACAGUCCCUAAAGGUAUGGAAUAUUGGAUCUGCAGAUUUAACCAGUAAACUAAUAUUUCAAAUAAAAGUGCUUGCCCAUAGCUAAAUUUUCAUAAUCAUUUGGAAUAAAUAACUUUUUUUUAAUGA